AUGUCUUCGCCGUCUACCCCUCUUUCGACCAGCGAUCUGGAAAGCUGGGAGCCAAAUGAUGUCCAGAAGCUGCUCCACACGCUCAUCCACAGACACUGUGUCUUCUCCGGCAUGCACAACUGUGCCGCCGAGAUGGAGAGAACGGUACAGAUGCUCACCUCCGAGCAGCUUGCCGAAAUGGGUAUCCCUGAAGAGCCGUCGGGCCAAUUCCUUGUCCAGUGGUUCACCAUCUAUCGUGAGCUAUCUCGACUCAAGGGUACAGACACCACGCUGCAGGAGAAGCUGGUACAGACUGCCGACCGCAUCCGUACUGAGGGUGAGGGAAUGCCAGCACCGCCUCCGCCAAGCGCCAUGCCACCACGGCCUCAACAAGGACAGAAGCGCAAGGCACCGGUAGACGAAGAGCAGCCGCCAAACUUACAGCAACAGCUGCAAGAACAGGCCACAAAGGCUCAACCGCUGCGGCAACAGCCACCUCCGCAGAUGCAGAUACAGACGCAGCCGCAGACGCAAACACAGCCAGAAGUGAUAUUUGUGCAGGAGAAAAAGGUGUCGCCGCCAGAGCAGUCGUUGCCAUCAGACCAAAUCAUCACCAGGCCGCCGCGAUCAACUUUGGGACCACAACCGGCAUCACUGCACCCAAAUCGACACGGCAAGAAGUCGUGGGAAGAAAUUCUGCCCAAAACGGAAGACGGCAACUGGGACACGCGCAAGAUCGACAACGACGUCAUCCGCAGCAUCGACGACUACCAGCUGCGCCUUAUGAUCCUCGAGCAGCGAAACAGACAACUGCUGCGAGAUGCCCGAGAAAAGGACAACAGCGCCCCGUCAAAUGGCCGCCAUACUUGA
Molecule: messenger RNA, 849 nt
Organism: Grosmannia clavigera kw1407
Lineage: Eukaryota; Fungi; Ascomycota; Sordariomycetes; Ophiostomatales; Ophiostomataceae
Exons: 3
Coding region: 1-849 (282 amino acids)
Molecular function (GO): protein binding
Source: RefSeq, a predicted model, not a curated record